Messenger RNA from Nerophis lumbriciformis (worm pipefish), 1479 nucleotides. Lineage: Eukaryota; Metazoa; Chordata; Actinopteri; Syngnathiformes; Syngnathidae. The record is from RefSeq and is a predicted model, not a curated record.
AUGACCGACAAGCAAGAGGCGGAGGACACCACCAGAUCCGCGUCCGGCAGCGCACCCUCACGACUCGGCCGGCCGCUGGGCGAGCGCCUCCCUGGCCCGAAGACCAGUGUGUGCUCCCGCUCGUACUUCGUGGUGGUGAUGGUGUUCUUCCACGUCUACAUCAUCAAUGUGAUCGCCCUGCUCUUGUACGUGCACUACAGCAGCGGACAGGAGGAUGCCAGGCCGGCUCCUCCUCACGACGAUGCCCCGAGCAGCGACAAGCGGAACCCACAGUCGCCGCGUCCACCAUCGAAGGCACCGUUGCCGCGUGACAUUUCUCUCCCGCGCAUCGAGGGCAUUCGAGUUGGACAUAUUCAGAAAGUGUCACUGGUGCCCGGUAAACUCCACGAAAUGAGAACUUUGAGUCUGAAACCUUUGCUCUUUGAAAUCCCUGGGUUCUUGUCAGAGGAUGAGUGUCGUAUUGUGAUGCAGCUGGCACAGUUAAAGGGUCUAAUGGAAAGUCAGUUAAUGGUGCAAGACGGUCAGGAGGAGUUGGCCAAGGAACUCAACCUCAGCCCAGAAGAGAUCUUCAACCUUCUUGAUAUCAACCAGGAUGGACAGCUGCAGCUCCAUGAGAUACUGACUCAUUCUCGAGUGAGGGAUGGCAUUUGGCUUACACCAGAGAAUUUGCAAGAGAUCUAUAUUGGGCUCAACGCAGACAAAGAUGGGAAUGGUUUGCUGAGUUUAGAAGAGUUUGAGCUCCUGAGUCCCGAUGCCUUCCAGCGCUUUUUGCUGCAACAGGGGGUUAAAAGGAGCCAGCUGGUGAGGAACAGUAGACACACUUGGCUAUACCAGGGAAAAGGAAGCCAUCAGGUCCUUCAGGACAUUAAGAAGAGGGUAACACGCCUCACCCGUCUCCCGACCACAUUGGUGGACCUAAGUGAGCCGCUGCAGGUGGUUCGCUAUGAAGAGGGCGGGCACUACCACGCUCAUCAUGACAGCGGGCCCUUCUAUCCAGAAACCGCCUGUUCUCACACGCGUCUCGCAGCCAAUGCCUCCACCCCUUUUGAGACAUCUUGCAGGUACAUCACUGUUCUCAUCUACCUGAACUCUGUUGAAGGGGGUGGGGAGACUGCAUUCCCUGUGGCAGACAACAGGACCUUUGAAGAAGUGUCUCUCAUUCAGAAUGAUGUCGAUCUUUUGGACACCAUGAGGAAUUGUGACAAGAGUAACCUUAGGGUGAAACCAACCAAAGGGAAAGCCGUUUUCUGGUACAACUACCUUUCGGACGGAAGAGGAUGGGUGGGAGAGCAGGAUGAAUAUGCUUUGCAUGGAGGUUGUGUUGUCACCCACGGCACUAAGUGGGUCGCCAAUAAAUGGAUCAAUAUUGAUCCCGAUUACCAGCGUCAAGCUCGCUACGAGCAGCUGGUAUCCCAUCAGCCAGAGGAUGAAGAUGAUGAAGAUCUGACACUGAAUUCCAAUAUACAUCAAGAAUUGUAG